Messenger RNA from Eublepharis macularius, 2963 nucleotides. It is a transcript of the gene SDR42E1, whose product is annotated as short chain dehydrogenase/reductase family 42E, member 1. The coding region runs from base 85 to 1263 and encodes 392 amino acids. Gene Ontology annotation, biological process: steroid biosynthetic process. NCBI's taxonomy places the organism in Eukaryota, Metazoa, Chordata, Lepidosauria, Squamata, Eublepharidae. The record is from RefSeq and is a predicted model, not a curated record. The transcript is spliced from 3 exons. Gene Ontology annotation, molecular function: 3-beta-hydroxy-Delta5-steroid dehydrogenase (NAD+) activity.
GUCGUUUGCAAGAUGACAGGUGAGAGUUCGCAAGCUGGGAGAUGGACAGAUGCAUUUGCUUAAGAUAGCAACAGGAAAGAAAACAUGGAUGCAGAAAACUCUGUCAAGGAAAUGGCCGUCAUUACAGGAGGAGGCGGUUAUUUCGGUUUCCGUUUAGGUUGUGCCUUGUCCAAAAGAGGAGUGGACGUGAUUCUCUUUGAUGUCUCCAAGCCCGUUCAAGAGAUGCCAGAAGGUGUGAAGUUUGUACAGGGCGAUGUCCGGCAUGUCUCUGAAUUGGAAAGAGCUUUCCAAGGCGUGGCCUGCGUCUUCCACAUCGCUUCCUACGGGAUGUCUGGCCGGGAGCAGCUGAACCGCAAACGCAUAGAAGACAUCAAUGUGAGAGGAACCGAGAAUGUCAUCCAAGCUUGUAGGAAAACUGGUGUCUCGAGACUGGUUUACACAAGCACGUAUAAUGUGGUAUUUGGGGGCCAAGUAAUCGAAAACGGGAAUGAGUUGUUGCCUUAUCUACCUCUCCACCUUCACCCUGACCACUAUUCAAGAACCAAAGCUUUAGCAGAGAUGAGGGUUCUGGAAGCCAACGGGACCCUGCUUGGAGAAGGACAAGGGAUUCUGAGAACUUGCGCCCUGAGGCCCGCUGGUAUCUUUGGACCUGGAGAACAAAGACACCUCCCAAGAAUUGUUAGCUACAUUGAACGGGGGUGGUUCCAGUUUGUGUAUGGGGAUCCCAGCAGUUUAGUGGACUUUGUACACGUAGAUAAUCUGGUUCAAGCUCAUAUUUUAGCAGCAAAGGCGCUAGGAGCCACCCAGGGAUACGUUGCAGCAGGUCAGGCGUAUUUCAUCUCAGACGGCCGGCCUGUGAACAACUUUGAAUUUUUCCGCCCCUUAGUGGAAGAUUUAGGCUAUACAUUCCCGACUCUCCGCCUGCCUCUUUCACUCAUUUACUUCUUUGCCUUUCUCACCGAGAUGGUUCAUUUUGUGGUUGGGCGGUUGUAUAACUUCCAGCCCCUCCUAACUCGCACAGAGGUCUACAAAACUGGUGUCACACAUUACUUCCGUCUAGAAAAAGCCAAGAAGGAGCUAGGCUACAAACCCCAGCAAUAUAACCUCAAAGAAGCAGUCCAGUGGUUUAAAGCCAAGGGCCACGGUUGGAAGCCCCAAACAUACGCCCCAAAACAUCUGCUUAGAGAUAUAGUACUUUUCCUGUUGUUUGCCACGGUGGCCCUUUCGUGGUUGCCCAAAGCAGUGACAGGACUGGAGACCUAAAAGCAAGACGUUCAAAAUGGUGCUAAAUUUAGAAUAUGUCAGGAAUCACCCCUUAAUUUUCUUCUAAUGUCGCAGAAAGAGUCAUGGGUGGGACUAAUAUCCCUGCCACAUUUUGAUUCCCCCCUUUCUCCAAGUAGCCCAGAGGGAUUUGUCAUUUUCUCCUCUCACCAACCCUGUGAACUAGAUUAGACUUGAGAGUGACUGACUGGCUUGAGGUCACCUAGUCAUCUUCAUGGCGCAGUGGGAACCGAACUCAAAUCACUCAGGUUCUAGUCUAACACUCUAACCACUACACCACACUAGCCUUCCGGCUGCUCAGAUCUCAUUGGCCCCAGCCGACAGAAAAGGAAGCAAGAAGAAGAAACUUCUGCUAGGCUGGGCUGAGGCUCGUGGUCAAUUUUGUUUAGUCUUCUGUUUCUUCUUGCCCAACACCUUCUGAAAUGUCGGGACCAGUUUUCCCAUCAAGCAUUUUGAAGCAGACUCAUACCGGUGGCUGUCUUUGGAGUAUUCUAAAUAAGGACCAAAUUCUUAAUCUCCUUAAUUAUGAUCGUUGUUGUGUAUUUGCAGGGUGGCAUGGUGGAGUUGUCUAACUUUUCCUGGGCUGUCUCUGGCAAGCUUUUCUUGGCUACUUUUGCCUUACGUUUCUCUUCCUGUCCAGGUAGGACCCAUGUCCACUCAGGACAGAAUCCUUGGGGCACUUAUAUGCCUGACUUGGGUUCUUCAAACGUUUCUCAUGUUUUUGCAGCGGUUUGGCAACAUUUGGAAGGAGUGGUUUGAAAUUUGUAGGAAACGCCAUACUAAUCCACACUUAGUCGAUGUUGACAGGUAACCCCUCUUCCCGCAGCUAUUCCUUCAAAUCUAGACUUUUCCCUGUCUUUAACGAGUCCCAAAAGCUCCCUCAGUCUCUUCCCAGCCUUGCAACCCAAUUGGUAAGGAACCCAUACAUACAACCCACAUGGCACUGAAUAUAUUCUCCCUUUGGCUUCCAAACUCCUGUUUCUGUUAAUGGAGCGUAAACAGAGCAGAGAAGUUACGCUGUGCUGAUUAAAGAGACUAAAAGUUUAUUUAAGAAAUAUAUACUUGAGAGUGAAGGAGGAGAGAUAGAGAUAGGGUCCUUGCUAUCUGACUACAUCUUGUAGAAGAGUGAAGAAGGCAGGAGAGAGAAGAAGCAGGAUAUUGCCCUGUUUAGCCCAACAGGAGGCAAGACAAGGAAAUGACCCCCAGGAAAGAAGAGAGAUGCUGCUCUCACUGUCCUAACUAAGUGAUCCUUGCUGCCCCCUGCAUGGUAGGCUCUUCUUCCCUUCUGGCUGCUGCAGUACACCAGACAUUGCAAUUUCCAACCGUUUCCUUAUGACGGUCAGGUUCUGACUAUGUUUUAUGUGUCUUCAAACCAAAGAGACUCCAUUUUAAUCUUGUCAGUAUUUUAAGUGCUUCUGUUGCAGGUGGCAAGCAGUUCACCGGAACAUCACGGAGAGAAGAGGAAGGUUAUGUCUACAACUUUCUCACCCUCGGGCCGUUUGUUUUGAGAACUGUGGGGGAGGAUGGGGCCUACAGGGGAUUGCUAUUCUGUACCAUUGCUUUUGCUUGUCAUUCGUAACAGUACUCACGUAUCAGCCAAGAUCAAUGUAUCUUGGAUAGUGGACUAUAAUGGUUGUUUAUAUUCAGUAAAUCUUUUGAAACCAAUGGACUCAUGUCUAAUU